Molecule: messenger RNA, 3236 nt
Organism: Synchiropus splendidus (mandarinfish)
Lineage: Eukaryota; Metazoa; Chordata; Actinopteri; Syngnathiformes; Callionymidae
Product: transmembrane protein 42-like
Exons: 3
Coding region: 68-538 (156 amino acids)
Source: RefSeq, a predicted model, not a curated record
CAGCCCAGCAUGCAGGCUGCUGCACCUGGCGGCUGAGACGCUGAAGAUGGACUAGGACGUCCUCAACAUGUUUCCCGGAGUUUUCUAUGCACUGCUGGCGGGUUUCCUCGGCGCCGUGGCGUCGUCGUCGGCCAAACUGUCUCUGGGAGCCGACUACCUGAAGGGAGUGUGUGAGACCGGACUCCGGACGUGGGGCGAGCAGCGGAAAUUCAGACAAGCGGAUGAAACUACCGCCUGCGACCGGCUUCACAUCCCUCUGCGGCUGCUCUGCGGUGGCUUGCUCUUCACCUGUAACGCUGUGAUGUGGACCUUCCUUGCUAAGGCACUCAGGUAUUCUUCGUCCUCCACGAGAACCACUGUGACCACCACCGCCUCCAACUUCAUAUCUUCCGCUUUCCUGGGCCAGCUGAUCUUUGGUGAGGCCCAGAUCACUCUCUGCUGGGUCGGGAUCUCCUUGACCUUCUCUGGCCUGCUGGUGCUUCAGAUUGUUUCUCCGCAGAAUGGACAACAGCAAGCAGCUGCUAAGAGGGAGGAGUGAUUUAUCCAAAAGCUGUGACUUGUAUGAGCUUAGUAUGUUUAAAAUGGCCUGAUGAAACGCAUCCGACGUUGAUAGUUCUCUGGAUGAUCAACGCAAAUACUGAGCUUGCAUGACAAGAUCAUUUAAGACUUCUGAAGCAGCACAACUCAUGGAAUAUUUCGUAAAAGGCAAAAAUCUCGUUUUUUUCAUUGACAUAGGGAGUACACUAAUAUUAAUGCCUCAAUUUAAAAAUUGGUGAUAUAAUGUGGUCGUACAUCAUGUAUACAGAAUUAUUGGACACCUCAAGUUUUUCUGUAAAAAUACAGCAUCCAAUAUUUAGAACAAAUAUUCAGUCAGGUGACAGCACUGACCACCUCCAGCCACUGUUCAAUUAUGAAGUCUUCAAAUACAUUGAUCAUCAAUUGAUGAUAAUGAUAAAACAGUUUGUAGAAGUAGUCAUUGAGCCUUUCAAAAUUCGCCAAACCUCAAAAAGAUGUACAACCACAAUUUCAGCGAGCGAGUCAACAUGGCUCACAAGUGCUUACUGUGUUCGUCGUCGGUCUUAAAAUCGAGCGUGUCGGGGUCGUCCAAGGAAUUUUCAUGUAGCAACAUUCACAAUGGACAUAUCUGUGAAACAUAAGCAGCCUUCAGAUCACCAAAGUUCAGUUUUUUUAUUCCGACAAACAUCGAACAAUAGCUUUGUAUUUAGCACUCAUAAGCAAAGCUAACAGGGCUGCACCAUAUCUGUGACAUGUGAUGACAGUUUAAUGUGAUUUUGAUGCUUUAAAUCAUCUCUGCAGUUCCACUCUUCUUUGCACUGUGAUAGAGCCUUUAAAAUAAACACCCUUAGAAAGAAGUCAUUUUAGUGUACGUGUGUGCAUUCAUAUUUAACACCUUGUCUUUGCUGGCGUGUUUGCUAAUGUAGCUAACGUAGCUGCAGUUACAUUGUAAUAAUUCCAGCAUUUAUUUAGAAGAUAACAGUGGACCUCAGUGGUUACUACUUAGUUUAAAUUCUUAUCUACUACACUAAUGAUGCUUUCAUGAUUUGAUCCGCAUACAAAUAUAAAAACAUUUGUAAAGAUGAGAGAGUUCAGUUUUAUGUUCUUCUGCAGUUGUUGCAAGUUGUCGACUGAAAAUAAACAAUUGAGUUAUGCAUCACAAUUUAAAGGCUGCCUGUAACAUCUCAGAUUUCAGAUUUGUUCUAUUGUACCCGGUGGUUGUCCCAGGUUUUUAAUCAUGUUGCACAUCUGCAAUCGAAGACAAAGGCAAGGCAGAGUUAUAUGAGAUAAAAUGGUUCCCAUUGAUGUUUCUGGGUGGUGUUAAAAACUUAGUGUUUAUUGGACUACAGUACAUUAGCAUUAAGUUAGGUAGCUCUUUUAUUCUUAUUGUUGUUUUAUUACUUUUAAUAAGCAUAAAUGGGUUAAAACAUAGUGAGAGUUUAUGGACGCCUUUGAUCCAUGAGACAAAAAUAAAUACAUUUACUACAUGUAGAAGAAUUGUCUCUUGUUUAUUCUAAACAUAACUACAGAUAAUGACACCUUUUAAUGCAAAUGAGAGCAAAAGUUAACAUAAUAGUGAAAUGAAGUACAUUCCAAUCAUGUGCUUAAUAUGAAGCAUGUCAAAAAUUUAAGGAACCAGAAGACCUACAUUCAACGAAGAUUUGAAUUGGUGUCGUAAAUUGGUGUGUUUUUAAAUUAAACAGAAGUCCAUGGCUAAAAAGUCUUGUCAUUUCUUAUAAAUGCCCCAGCUAGUCACAGUGUGCAGCCCUCGAAGCUUUGUUGUCAUUGUAGCAGAGGAAGGGCUCAUUCAUUAUGGAUGAUAAUGUGCGCAUCAGGCCUUCUGAAUCCCUGGCAGCUACACCUCUCUACUUUCACUCACACCAAAACCUCUCUUCCUGCAGAAGGAAACUAUUGUGGUCCAGCAGCAAGACUGAAAGCUUGUUUCCCCCUAGUGAUUAUGAUAUGGUGAUAUUAAUGAAAGAUAGAAAAAAAUGCUUUGUUAAGUGUCAUAACACUGUGAUUUGUGCUCCAUCCAUUCACCUUCUGCCUCUUAUAGCCUCAACAUGACCUGCUGAGGAUGUAGUCAGCUACAUAGAGCACCCUGGAGGGGUCGCCGAUCCACACUCACACCUCCAGAGAAUUUUAGAUUAACCUCUGUGUGUUCUUGAACUGUGGGAGGAAAUCUGAAGGCCCAAAGGAAACCCAAGGUUUUGUCCAAUGCAUUCAACCUUCUUGCUGGGAAGCCGCUGCACUAACCACCAUCCUCUCCAGAAGAAGCAUGUGCUUCAACAAAGUGGUCUGCUUGAGAAGAAAUGAUGUGAAACUAGCCACAUUCACAGAAACAAAUAUGAUAUUUAAAAUGCUAAUGAUCUUGCAUUAUGUGGUAUUCAUCCCUGUCAAUGUGAAUGAUCAAUGAUAUUAUGCUCUGCCUGCAUCAUGUUUGGCCCAGCUUUUACGGGAAGGUGAGCGCAGUCACAGCACAUUUCGAUGGCCUUUAUGUCAACGUCAGAGAAAAGGUUUUCAGCUGUGGAUAGACAAGGGCGCAUGAUUCAUAUCGUUUACUGGACAGAUAAAAUAACCACAUGAACAGAACCAUGAAAAGUGAGUGAGGUACAAAAGCAGCAAAAUGUUUAUGUAUUAAGGAAGAUGUGAUUUGAGGAGCAUGAACAACAAUGUCUGUUGAGAGUCUUGAGCUGCUAUCGGAAUCCUUCAUUAAAGAC